GAAGAUCCACCAAUGUCGCCGCAUCUGAGAACACGCGAGAUGCAGUCAGGUGCGACUGUGGCACUGUGAGUUCUGUGAGUGUGAACCUGGAGGAUCUGAACUUGGGUGACCUCUUCCGGAACCGCUGAGACAAAAUGAUGCACUUUCUGUUGCUGUUCAGCCGGCAGGGGAAGCUGCGGCUGCAGAAAUGGUUCGUACCAAUAACAGAGCGGGAGAAGAAGAAGGUGAUCCGGGACAUGAUGAUGUUGGUGUUGGCCCGUCAGCCACGCUCCUGCAACUUCCUCCAGUGGAGGGACCUCAAGAUUGUUUACAAGAGGUAUGCCAGUCUGUAUUUUUGUACUGGUCUGGACGACCGGGAUAACGAGCUGCUGAGCCUUGAAGUGCUGCACAGAUAUGUCGAGUUGUUGGAUAAAUACUUUGGCAACGUAUGUGAGCUGGACAUCAUCUUCAACUUCGAGAAGGCUUACUUCAUCCUGGACGAAUUCCUGAUGGGAGGAGAAGUUCAAGAAACGUCCAAAGUAGCCGUGGGAGUAUCUAUUGAGGAGGCUGACACGCUCCAAGAGACGAUGGAGGAAUACAUGAGUAAACCCGCCUACUGAGCCGAGAGAAGACGAGGGUGUUUCACAUUUCAAGACUUGGAGCAAAAAGGUUUAUCACUCCGCAACAUUUCUAUUUCGUGAGUAAUAAUGACUCACUUGGCUUAAUGCUGCGGUGAUACAGAAGCAAAGACCUGGGGAUUCUUUCUCGUCUCUUGGCACCUUUUAAGAAUUGUAAUUGUUCUUUUGUUUGAAUCCGUCAGUGCCUCAGAUUGUUUAAUCUCAGGGUUUUGAAAAGUGUGUUGGCCCCAGUUAAUCUGAAUUACUUUUUUUUCAUGUCUGAAUAUGUUUUUGUAAUCUUAACAGUGAUUCACAGACAAAGUGUACGUUUAUACUGAUGCACUGUGACGUGAGUAAAUGAAGAAACACCACACAGUAAGGAAAAAAUAUAGUCAAUGCUUUAUUAACCUCAGGUAUGUCACAAAUGACCACAUUUAAGAAAGAGUUACCAAAAAAAACACAAGUGAAUCGAGGGAAUCCAACACUGAUUUUGGUUGUGUGUGUGUGUCGUGUGUGCGAGGCUGGUGAGUCACAUGUACUGGUCGUUAAGUGUCGUGGAGCAACAAACUCAUAUUUGUAAAAGAGAGCAUCAAAAUGAAUGUCCGAACACUAUUUUCUGCUAAUAAAGAAGACCUUGUGUAUACCUACAGAAUAACUAAA
Messenger RNA from Acanthopagrus latus (yellowfin seabream), 1256 nucleotides. RefSeq names its product adaptor related protein complex 1 subunit sigma 3a (gene ap1s3a). Gene Ontology annotation, cellular component: membrane coat; intracellular membrane-bounded organelle; AP-1 adaptor complex. The coding region runs from base 135 to 599 and encodes 154 amino acids. The record is from RefSeq and is a predicted model, not a curated record. Gene Ontology annotation, biological process: intracellular protein transport; vesicle-mediated transport. Gene Ontology annotation, molecular function: clathrin-cargo adaptor activity. The transcript has 5 exons. NCBI's taxonomy places the organism in Eukaryota, Metazoa, Chordata, Actinopteri, Spariformes, Sparidae.